Yarrowia lipolytica CLIB122 is the source of this 1575-nucleotide messenger RNA. The record is from RefSeq and is a predicted model, not a curated record. NCBI's taxonomy places the organism in Eukaryota, Fungi, Ascomycota, Dipodascomycetes, Dipodascales.
AUGAUACGAAGAAUACCCGAUGAAAGCCGAGAUAUCAUAGCAGGAUCCAUGUAUAACCGAGCCGAGUUUAUAUGCGGAUUACUAAACAACAGCAUAACUCGAGGGGCACGUCAUGUGACCAUCUCUGUGCUCCCACAGCUUGGUUUUACGGUACAAGACAAUGGGAAGUCAAUGACUGAUAUGCGCCACACACCGGCAGCUCUGGACUUAUUGGGGUCUGUUGCUGUGGUGACAGUCGAGUCACAUGACCAGCAUCUUACUCUUCAAGGCCAUGUGAGAAGCAUAAAGAUUCGCGAUGGCCCUUCUUCUUCAGAGGGCACGCUCAUAACUUGCUCUUCGCUGUUUUACAAUAUUCCUGUGAAACGCAAGUAUGCUCUUCAACAGAGAGAUUAUGAUCAGGUCAUAUUUGGCGUUUGGGUAGAGUUAUUGCGGUUUCCAAGCGUUCACGUGACCUUGGUUUCUUCUAAUCAGGUCAAGUUGGAGUUAGUCCCUUCCGAUUCGAUUGUUGAUAGGUGCAUGGAUAUGUUGGAGUACUACAAGUGUUUUGGCAGGAGGGUUGAGCUGGGAAGGUCACAGGAUCAAGAGUUGUUGUUUGGAUUGCCUGAGAUGGCUAUUACUGGGGCUGUUGGAGCUCGUGGCAAUGGUGUCAAAACGGUUCAAAUUCUUCUUUACAAUGGGUCCCCUACUUCUUUGAAGCGGGUUGAGAAGUGUUUGGAUCGGUUCAACUAUGUUCUCUUGGUUGAUUCAUAUGCUCAGGAAGGUCUUAGCCAGGAGUUAGUGGUGCUGGAACUGGUAGAAGAGUGGUUAUCGAGCAAUGAAAGAGGUCAUAAGAGAAGCAAGAGUGUCGAGUCUGUUUCCAGACCCAGGAAGGCAGUCAGGAUGAGAAGUGAGGGUGGGGAUGUGGCCGACUCGGUUGUAAAUAUGGACCAGAACACCAUAGUUUCUUUCUCUGGUGGGUUUGAAUGUGCUGGUACCUCUAGAGGGGAGUCUUCAACAACUACUAACACAACACUGACUCGCUUCUCAGAAUUCAAAACGAUAAGUCAGCUGGAGAAACGGUUCGUUUUGAUCCUGGCGCAACUGAAGUCUCCCACAUUGAUCUGCGUGGAUCAGCAUGCUGCUGAUGAACGGAUUCUGACAGACAAGAUCACUUCAGAUCUGAUACGGGAUGCCGAAAAUGAUGUUUCACAAACAGCUGAGAUUGUGCCUCUGCAUCUGUCUCUGAACAUGAAACAUCUUCUCAAACAUCAGACUGUGCUCAACAAAUGGGGCUUUCGUUUCGAAGGAGGCUACUUGAAUCAUGUUCCUCACUUGGCACGUGAAAUGGAUCCUUACCAACUAGACAUGGGGAUCAAGGAGUACCUAGAAACUCUGGAGAAUGGAGGUUCAGAUAGGGCGGUUCCUGCGUUAUUACAGCAACUUGUGGCCUCAUUUGCAUGCCGGAACGCUAUCAAAUUUGGCGAUGAACUGACUUUAGAGGAGUGUCACACCAUGGUGGAAAACUUGCUGAAGACGAAACUCCCGUUUCAGUGUGCUCAUGGCAGACCUUCCAUGGUACCCUUAGCUCUGAUAUAA